UAAGCACAUUGUACAGUAACAGGGAGCCUUGUGAACAUCGGACGAGCACAACGUGAGGUACAGCACAAAAAGUAAAGGUGUGGAACAGCCCUAGUUACACAGAGGUGUGAGCGUGAGCCCCACAGGAGGCACAUCCUUCAGUGUUGAGCAAAUAACCAGCUGAGCAGCAUCUUAGCUGGUAAAAUUAAAAGAAAGGAGACUUUUUCUGGGCACAGCUUUGUUUUCCUACUUCUAGCAGGUUUUGUGAGGGAAUACUCUGCAGCCUUCUACAUGCAAAGUGUGAGUACAGUGUUGGUAGAAUUAAAAAAAAAAACCAAACAAACUUAUUUUUAGGAUCCCUUGGUCCUGAUGAGAGUAAAAUUGACAACUUAAUUGAAAUCAGCAGGAAAAGAGCAUCAGGAAAACGGUCUUCAAGCAGCAGCUGCUUUUGUUCGCAGCGGCCGCCACCCUGUGACUCCGGCGUUAAUCGCUGCAUUAGCAGCCUGCGCAGCCUGGGGACGCGAACCCCUCCUUCCCUGGGGUGCUGGUGCUCAGCGACUUCCAGCAGGCUAUCGCGACAUGGGUGUGCAGUCUCCGCCGGGAGGCUGAUGGGGAGACCUGUGCCUUUAACAAAAAAAGGGGGAUGCAAAUUGCUCAUCUGCUUCGGAGAGGCAAAGCUCGGUGCAGAGCCUGGGGCUCGCUGCGUGGAGCGGAGUUUUGUGCUCUGCACAGGCUGUCGGCUCAACUUCAUCAAGGACUCGCUUUUUAAAAUUAUUUUAUUGUUACUUCUGAACUCUGUAAGAGAGAAGAGCCUUUCCUGCACGUUUGAACCAUGAGCGGCUGUUCGAAGAGAUGCAAGCACGGGAUCGUCAAAUUUGCUCAGACUGUUUUUAAGCUCAUCACAGGCACUCUCAGCAAAGAUAAAAUUGAAGAUGAAUUAGAAAUGGCUACAGUGUGUCACAGACCCGAAGGACUGGAACAGCUUGAAGCACAAACGAAUUUCACUAAAAGGGAACUUCAGGUGCUUUACAGAGGAUUUAAAAAUGAAUGUCCUAGUGGGGUUGUUAAUGAAGAGACAUUCAAACAGAUCUAUGCACAGUUCUUCCCUCACGGAGAUGCUAGCAUGUAUGCACAUUAUCUCUUUAAUGCAUUUGACACUGCACAGAACGGCUCAGUGAAGUUUGAGGAUUUUGUGAUGGCAUUGUCCAUUCUGUUGCGGGGAACUGUUCAUGAAAAGCUAAGGUGGACGUUUAAUCUGUACGACAUAAAUAAGGACGGCUACAUAAACAAGGAGGAAAUGAUGGAUAUUGUGAAGGCAAUUUAUGACAUGAUGGGAAAGUACACAUAUCCAGUGCUCAAGGAAGAUGCUCCAAGGCAGCAUGUAGAAGUAUUCUUCCAGAAAAUGGAUAAAAACAAAGAUGGUGUUGUAACUUUAGAUGAGUUUAUUGAAUCGUGUCAGGAGGACGACAAUAUCAUGCGAUCCUUACAGCUCUUUGAGAACGUGAUGUAACCAUGUCUGGCGAGCACCGGAGGAGCCAGAGACCUUCCGUGUAACAAGGACCUCCUUUCUGGGUGAAAGCUUUUUACAAUUGAGCCAUGUUCCAAUUGUGAGGAUUUUGUAUGACAUCUCCAGCCAAAUGGCAACCGAAUGCAAUCGAUCCCACCUCUUCUCCCCAGGAGACACCGGUGGACCUUUGUUUCGUUUUGGAAGCAUGUGAAUAUUUUAAUAAAACCUGACAAGAGAGAACUGCUGUUCGAAGUUCAAUGAGUAAUAUACAGCAUUGUUUGCUAGGCACAAGUUCUGCUUUUAAUCUAGCAAGCUUAAUUACGUAUGAUAGCACAUGUUGAUAGCUUACUCAGCCAUCUAUUGCAAGUGAAAAGCUCAGUCCAUACUACCAUACAGCAAAAUGUUUUAUGAAUGCCUUGCUGUUAAUCUGCUUUGACAAAAAUCAAACCUACCAGGGCAGCCAGUGAAAAACGAACUGUAAACCAUUAAGCAGAUAGCCUAUGUAGCCAAUAUCCCCAUUUCUGCGGAGAUCCUGCUUUUCCUCUCACAUGCACUGAUACCACCACACUGAGUUUGGUGGAGUUUCUCCUGAACACAGUAACUAGAGGAACUUCAUGCCAGGGUGAGCCAGAAAGGAGCAAAACAUGUGUUACAUGUACAAAAUUCAAACUGCAGAACGAAUCCUGUUCAAUGACGAUAAGUUCUUGCAAGACCAGGCAGGUCCAUAAGGGCUGGUACAGGAAGAUGAACACCUGCUCUGUCCCCAGCCAACUUCUGCCGUCCCAGCACAUGGUGGGACACCAGGUGAUCUCCAGUGUGCGUCUCAGCAGCACCGUGCUCGUGUCCUCUGGUCCUUUCGGUGUAGUUUGGCACAUGCUUCCUAGAAUCAUUGUUUGAAUGUUCGUAUUUUUCCAUUGGAAAUUGUCCACUUUAUGGAUUUAUUUAAGCUUUCCAGCUUUAGUUAGUGCAGAAAAGGGCCCAGAUGAUGCAACUGUUUCACAUACAGACCUCAGCACCCACAAGGUGCCCCGUAAGUUUAAUUGGGACCUACUUAGUUAACUGCCAGGCCCUUAUGUCCCUUUGGGUAAUUUAACGUUUUCUAUAGCAAAAUCUUUUUUCCCACAAGGCUUGAACAAGUCCCAUUUCCUUACUAUUGCCAAACAGAGCAUUGGUUAGAGGGGCUGGGUUUUUUGAUUAGUAAAACAGAAAGAAUCACAUAACGAAUCUACACCAAGGUUGGAUUUUGCCCAGUAGAUUAUUUGUCAGAGCCUGCUUUGCGGAGGACCUUUAGGAAAGUGAGCGCACCAGGGUGCCGUUGCCAUCCCCAGGCAGCCGAUGGCCGAGAAGCCAAGGGAAGGAGGGAACAGCCAACUUUCCAGCUGCACAGAGCACACAGAGAGGAGAGUCCCUGCCAUAGAGCUACAUCACUCCCAUCCAGUAAGCAUAUAUAUUUUUAUUAUAUCAGAUACUAUAUUACAAAGAUACUGUUAGCAGUGAAGAUAUAUUUUAAAAAUUACGUAAGUGGAAGCUUUUUAUAAUACAAAAUAUAUAGAAUGACUCAUUUCUGUAACCCUAUAUUUUAUAAAAAUAGAAUCUGUUGAAGUAUUCCUGAUUAUAGAGGUAGAUCUGAUCAGUACUAGAGUAAUGCUAUGCUAAUUCUCCAAGAUGGGACAUUUUCCCCUUUUACUGUGCUCCUCCAUACACUUCUAUGUAGUCUUAACUUUACUCCUUUCAGUUGCUGACUUGUCAUCAAAAGCGCUAUACAACUGAGUGAAGCUACAUGUAUGCAGGAGGGACACCCUAGUCUACCCUGUUUAUUGCCUUUCAUGCAAAUACCAUUAAUUAAUUUCUUCCUGGCAGCGACACAGAACAUAGCAGCUCUAAUAACAUGCUGUGAUUCGCAGAGGUGAUGCGAUGCUGUGAGUAGCCUUGUCCCCCAGGUGUCCGGUAUUGUCUGUUCAGUUCUUAUUUAAUAGGCACUUGAUAACGACAUCAGUUGUAGCUGAAAUAAGGCACAAUGUUUACACUGUUCCUUCUUGAUUCUUCUUGCAAUUGCUUUAGCAAAUGACAGAAGUCAAUGAAAUUAAUUACCUGCUUUUUUCCCUAUACCAAAAGAGCAUCUGUUUAUUAUCUGUUAACUUCAGAUGAGGGAAAAGUGGUCAGGAUAAUGGAAACACAGCAUUUGUGAUGGGCUAGCACAGUGCCUUUGUCCUCUAACAGUGUGCUCAUGACAUGGCUCAUACAGCCUGAAAAGUUUUGAAUGUGCCCUUUUCAAAAGAAAAUGUUGUUAGUGGGAUGAUACUGUGGUCCCUGAAGCUACAUUAAGUACUGGAGUUACUGCGAUGAAUUUGGCCUGAGCUGUCUUAUGUGUGUACAUGGCCUGUGUGCUCCAGCCAACAGAUAAAACAGAUCCAGUGACUGUGAGAGAACCGUACUCUGCAUGGAAACGUCUUUGGGUUUGUUUUUUAUGUUUUCUGUGAAUGUUACUUUGUAAACUUGCAAAGCCUCCCAUCACUCAUAAAUGGGGCUUGCAAUAUUUAUGGCAAAUACUUACUACAGCUUUCUAAAUAAAACAUAGUAUGCAAUUCUAAUCUCAUACCAUUGUAAAUCCUCCUGCCGGUACGUGGAAGGUAGUUACUAUGCUGGCUUCUAAGCUGCAGUUAGACUAUCUGUCAGUGCUAUCAGCUGUGCAAAUUUUCUCAGUUGUGAAUGUUUAAAUAACGUCUGAAUCCUUAGUCUGUUUCAUUAGUUACAAAUGGUUAGUCUGCAUCUUCAUGCCGGCAUUUCUUAAAAAAAAAAAGCCUUUCUAACAUGCAUUUAGGUAACAAUCUGUUGAAAAAUAGGAAUGUGAUUGAUAAUGCAAAAAAAAAAAUGUAAUGUGCCUGUUACUGUCAGUGUUUGUUUUCCUGUUACUUCGAAUGCAUUGCAAUAUUGUGAGUAAUCACACAUGGAGCUAUACACCUGAGGGUACGGCCAUCCCGCGGGUCAGGCGUCGCGGGCAGAGCUUUGGUGUUGCCUGUGACAAGAGUUGAGGACAAAGCGCGGCGUGGCCAAGUGUGAUCUCUGAUGGGGAUGGUAGCAGCAGCCUAACAGACUUUUUCUUCUUCUUCAUGGAAGUGCCAUGAAAGACCUAGGGAAAUGUGCAAAUACUAAAAGUUGAGAUAACUAAAGCCAUGUUAAUGGAGCAGCAAUGCAUAGCUUCACUCUUACAAAUGCUGUUCUCUGACAGCAAUUUCUGUUACAUUUUAUUGAAUGGUUUUAAAAAUGUUGGUUUCAAUAAUAAAAAGAAAAUAUCUAUAGGAAGGUGUCCUGUCAUAAGCCCUGUAUGUACUUUUACCUUAAGGGACACUGUCAGGUUAAAAAUUUCCGGGGAAACUUUUAAAAGCAAGAUCUUAUAAACAUGUAUCAAUCUGCACAGAGGCUGUGAAAGUGCUAAACUGUGCUGUGAGCAUAACAUUUAUGUGCUAAUUAUUUAGCUGCAUCACUCAUUCGGGGGUGCUCUCAUAUUUGGUGCAGUGACACACACCUAUUACUAACUGAUAGUCUGGCCCUUGUGUAAAUAACUGUCCAAAAAUGUUCUACCUGCAUCAUUGAUGUUAUCUCGGUAUAGUAAAAAUUGAAAGCUUAUAGGCAUAUCUUUGCUCUUCAGCAUUUUUGCUUAAGUAUAACCAGGAGAACAGGCAACAAAGUCAAAGAAAAACACAAGCACUAUUUUAUUUUACAGAUAGAAAUAAAACAGAACCUCGCAGUGUCCCUUCAGCUCUGGUUUGUUGUAAACAUCCAUUCUGACACAUGGAGUAAUGCAGAAGAUAUUUUGCGAGACUAUAUAUAUGUGUGUACAUAUAUAUAAAUAUAAAAUUUGCUAAACUCCAUUCUGUAGGGUAUCAUAUGUCUACUAGCACAUCCCAGGAAAAAGCCCAUUCUCUUGAAAACAUGCAGAAAUGUGAAAAUAAAGCUGUCUGUGUGAAAACUGG
Columba livia (rock pigeon) is the source of this 5460-nucleotide messenger RNA. RefSeq names its product potassium voltage-gated channel interacting protein 1 (gene KCNIP1). Gene Ontology annotation, molecular function: potassium channel regulator activity; calcium ion binding; transmembrane transporter binding. Lineage: Eukaryota; Metazoa; Chordata; Aves; Columbiformes; Columbidae. The record is from RefSeq and is a predicted model, not a curated record. Gene Ontology annotation, biological process: regulation of potassium ion transmembrane transport. Bases 812 to 1489 code for a protein of 225 amino acids. Gene Ontology annotation, cellular component: voltage-gated potassium channel complex. The transcript has 8 exons.